This is a messenger RNA of Kwoniella mangroviensis CBS 8507, 2130 nucleotides long. RefSeq lists its product as uncharacterized. Gene Ontology annotation, biological process: regulation of ruffle assembly; actin cortical patch localization; actin filament bundle assembly. The transcript has 8 exons. Gene Ontology annotation, cellular component: actin cortical patch; ruffle membrane. NCBI's taxonomy places the organism in Eukaryota, Fungi, Basidiomycota, Tremellomycetes, Tremellales, Cryptococcaceae. The record is from RefSeq and is a predicted model, not a curated record. Bases 1 to 2130 code for a protein of 709 amino acids. Gene Ontology annotation, molecular function: phosphatidylinositol binding; actin filament binding.
AUGGGUUUGAACAGUCCUUUGCCAGUGCGAUUGGAAGAGGAGACUAGGAAAGCAGCCAAAAUAUUGAAGAGUUUCGUGGAUGUGAACAACAAUGGAUUAGACAAGGUGAUACCCCGUCAAGUAUUAGAGAGAGCAGCAGGAUUCGCAAUCUUCACAGUAUUCAAAGCUGGUUUCGUACUUACCGCCAGGGCAGGAAGUGGGGUGGUCAUCGCUAGAUUGGAUGAUGGAUCCUGGUCACCGCCUUCUGCUAUCGGUUUGGGAGGAUUUGGUUUCGGUGGGCAGAUGGGCGCAGAAGUAACAGAUUUCCUCAUCGUUCUGAAUUCCAGAGCAGCGGUCGCAUCAUUCAUGUCAGCUGGUAAUCUGACUUUGGGAGGUAACCUGUCGGUCGCUGUCGGUCCACUGGGUCGAAAUGCCGAGGGAUCAGGAUCAGUCAAUACGAAAGGCCAUCUCGCCGCCAUGUAUUCCUAUUCCAAGACCAAAGGUCUAUUCGGCGGUGUCUCAGUAGAAGGAUCGGUGAUUGUCGAGCGUCAAGAUGCCAACAGGUUAGCUUAUGGUGGUAAUCCUAAUGCGAAGCAGAUUUUAUCAGGUACAUUUGAUCCACCAGAAUGGGCUCAUGUGUUAAUCGAUCAAUUGGAGAAAUCUACUGGUUUACCCGGCGGUCAGACUUGGAUUCAGGAUAAAGACAAACAUUUAGAAUACGGUACAGGCAUGGGAAUGGGUACACCGGAAAAGAAAGGUGGAUAUGUAUUUGGAGAAGGAUUAGGUGCAGGUGGGAAUACCCCUCCAACGACUCAGAAUGGUAGAAGAUCUAGAGGAAAUAGUUUAUUUGGUGGACAGAACCAAAAUGAUAGAUCGGGCAAUGGAAGUGGACCUCCUUCAAGACCUAGUAGCUCAAGAAAAGGAUCCUCCUUCAACCCAUUUACAACCGGUUCCAAUAGUCCUCGAGGAGCCAGAAGCCCGUUGGAACAUUCCUCAGAGACUUAUUCGGCUGGAAUGGGAAAUGGCACUCCAACAGGAGGUAGAUCAAGAUCAGGUUCUUUACUGAAGAAUGGUGAAGUACCUCAACCAUUUUCAUAUAUGAGUCCAUCUAGAUCCCAGCAACAGGCUGCAAAAGAAAAAGAUCUGUUGGGUGAUUGGGAUACACCUGCGAAUACGAAUGAUCCAUUCUCAACUGCAUCUUCGAAUCGAUCAACGGCAGGAAGGAAACUCAGUGCAGGUGAGAAAGAUUUAUUGGGUACAUGGGAAUCGAAUGGGCAAAAUUUAUCUGCCCAAUUCGCUUCUUUGAAAACUUCAGAUACGUAUGGUAAUUCAAAUGGAAAUGGGACGAGAAGUAGGACUGGAUCACAAGCGAGAAAAGAAGAUAUUAAUAAAACAUUUGAUGACAUAUUGGAAUAUCCAAAUCAACAGAAAGAUGAAAUUGAUUAUACACCGAGAGAAACUGAAUCAAAAUUCGCUAAUAUCGAUUGGUCAACUUAUCUCUCUUCGACUUCGACUUCGUCUACCAAUGGGACUGGACCAAAACCAAGCAAUUUCGUAUCGAUCGCUUCUGGGAAUCACAAACGGAAUACAUCACCGACAAAGAAAUCUAGACCUUUCUCGAUGUAUGGCGGGGGUAGCGGUAGUGGCAGUAAUAAGGUAUCACCUAACUUAGGUAAUAGUUCCAAAGAAUUUUCACCAUUUGAAGAUCUACCUGUUGGUAGAUUGAGGUCCAACUCGAAUGAAGAUGGUUCAAGACCUUUUGAAAGUUAUUUGAAAUAUGCCAAUCAGAAGGAAUCCCCACACAACAAUUCAAAUGGGAGGGAUAACAAUAUGUCUCAACCGAAGCCUGAUCUCAGGUUAAAAACUGGAUUGGAAAAUGAUGGUAACUUUGAAGGAUAUGCACGCGCUAUUGGUUUAUACGAUUUCAUCACUUCGACCGAAGGAGAUUUGAAUUUCAAAAGUGGACAAGUGAUUAUCGUUUUAGAUAAGGUCGAUGGAUCUUGGUGGAAAGGUUAUUCACCGAUUAGUAGGAAAACGGGCAUAUUCCCUUCCAAUUAUGUUGAGAUUGUGGAAUUGCCGAAGAAUCCUAAAGGUGGUGUUGGAUGGGGGGAAUUGAGGAAGAGAGUAGGAGGCAAUGAAUUUGAUCAAUAG